Liolophura sinensis is the source of this 1409-nucleotide messenger RNA. RefSeq lists its product as uncharacterized. The transcript has 2 exons. Bases 119 to 1273 code for a protein of 384 amino acids. The record is from RefSeq and is a predicted model, not a curated record. NCBI's taxonomy places the organism in Eukaryota, Metazoa, Mollusca, Polyplacophora, Chitonida, Chitonidae.
GGAGGACAGAGCAUGCUCGUAGUUCUAAAUUUGAACAGGAUACCUGUGCAGGCUACCCACCUGCUACAGCUUCAUUCUUGUCUCCUAUGAGCAUGUUACAGGCCGGGCGGUUGGUCAAAUGGUAGCACUAACAGCGAUGACUACCAAACAAAAGAUAUUUGUGGCCGUGAACUGUUUUGUCGCUAGUCUCCUUGUCACUGGGCUGUAUUUCCGACUCCUUACACCCGCGCCACCUUUAUGCAACAGGGGAAGUUACUCUUUCAUUGCGUACAUUUCUCAUGUGCUGUUAGGGUACCAUCGUGAUAGAUGGAUUAUAUACGUCUGUGAUUAUGGACAGAGCUGCGGGGAGCUACCAUUACGGCUUGACGGCAUAAUAUCAACCUACAUACUUUCAGUUUUAUCUACCAGAAAAUUUGGGAUUAUAUUUACAAAGCCGGCCCCUUUACAUCAGCUUUUAAAACCAGUGAAGUUUAACUGGAUUGUUAAUCCCAGUGCAUUGGGAUUCGCCUCUUGUAAUUAUUACAAUUAUAUGUUUAAUGAUGAAUUUGGCAGCAAACUGAAGACAAUGGAUUUAGAUUUGGAAUUCCAAGAAGAAGUCGUGUAUAUUAAGCUGCAUAAAUAUUACUGGAAUUCGCUGUACCAAAAUCCACGUUACGCAGGAAAACUACGAGGCAAUACUGCUUCCGGAACGUACUAUCAAACUUUUCUUAACCUUUUUGAACCUCAGCCAAAGUUCAAGCACACUGUGUUGAAGUACAGCAAUCACUUUAAAUCCAACUUAUCUACAAAUCUUGUCUGUGUUAUUGCUAGUGAGACAGAUCAAAAACAUAACCAGGGUUACACUAUAUGGAAGUUUCUGGAUAAAGUUUCACAUUCCAAAAAUACCAGGAUUUUGUUAAGUACAGCAGAUCAAGAUCUCGUGAGGCAGACCCGGCAAAGGUUUCCUAGCAACGUCUUCACAGUUUCCGGCUCUCAGCGUUAUAUAGACGGCGACGACACGUCAACCUCAGCGGGAGAGACAUUGAGUGAUAACCUCGUUACAAACCUCUUAGACUUCUACGCGUUGAUCCAGUGUGACGAGUUAGCAAUGACAUGUGGCAGUGUCUGGGGCCGGCUGGUUGCGUUCUGUCGAAACACUAACCAGGGGUUGCGCUACCUUCAAAAUGACAUGGUAAGGAAUGUAGAUCUUGAUGCCUUGUCAAUGGAUUACGAAGAAGGAGCUUGUUCGAGUAGCACAAUCAACAACCAAAAUGCACAAGUGAUCUCAGCGUAGCAGAAAGUGGGUGUGAAGUUCAUGCCAAAGUUGUUAUAUACUUUGGACACUUGUUAUGUAUAAUACUCCAUGCAGCACUUGUAAAAUCCAAGUUUCUAUGUAUAUAAUUGCAGCAAAUAAAACUAAUUAUCAUGUA